UUUGUAGACCAGAAGAGCAACGAGAAUCAUCGCACGUUGGCACAGCGAGAACCGGCGCGGUACCUCUGGCAGGACGCACCGAAGAUUUCUGUUCCAAUUUUUUCUAUUCGAAAACAUACCCAAAACCGAACCGGAACCGGAACCGGAGUUAUUGAUUAUGGGACGAUGUGUGUUGUUGAUCAGCGAUUUUUUUUUUUGUUUUUAUUGACAAAAUGAAUCCAUGGCGUCACCAGCGAAGUCUAUACCUGUAUUUCCACGAUUUUUCUUCUUUUUUUUUGUCUCUUGAGGAGGAAGGGUAGGAAGUCCUGUCUGUGUUGUUUAUUGUGGGACGAUCGAUGUGUGUGAGCAGCAUUUUAUUUCUACUUGGGGUUUUGAGCAGGAAAAUCUGUGUGGUGGAUGUUGAUUUCUAAUGGCUUGCGGGCCCUCCUGGUCAAUUUUAUUUUGAGGGGCAUACCUUGCAGGGUUAGGAGAUCGGUUGUAAAUGUAAGUCUGACUCUUGGCUGUUCGUAGACAUGUAGUGAUCUGUUUUAGCUUUAUUGUUCGUACCGUACCGUAGGUUGCAUGACGUUAGAUACCACACCCCCUGGGCCGAUUUUCAAAGCUCGACCAUCGUCGACGAUGAGGAUGCCGAAAUCAACCGACGGAUGUGCUCUCGGGAAGCUCUGCAGGCGAGACAGCGGUUCCAAUGCCGCCAUUUCCGGCACCUGUCACCGCUUUUCCCGCCGAGUAGUCGAGCUCUGAAAAAAUCGAUCAAGGGUGUGUGAUAUUUUACGCAACCUACGGUAGGGGGCGUCACACCACACCAAGUAGCGUUUGCGCUCGCUGCCAUAUCGUCACUGCCACCAAUGAGGCGAUGGCGGUGGAAACUCCCCACAACCAACCCCGCUUGGAUAAAAAAGGUAUUAUUGUCGGUGGCGGUGGUGGUGCUCAACAACACCCACGGCGGCAGACGAUCGAUACGCACGACUUUGACUUGAGUCUUGUGCUGCCCUCACGCAGAAAGUUAUUUGUUGCGGCUUUUCGUAGAGCAUCGUUGUCUGAUGCAGUUUUCCCUAUUGAGUGCGGUGGGAUUGACGCUCAUCCCCAUUUUGUGUGAGAACGGAAUGCUUGUAUUCUUCCGGAGCGAGGAAAGUUUUUACAAUUUGUUUUAUUGUCUUGCGUGUAACCUUUUUGCGUCCUGUUCUUGCUCAUGGGUGCAUCUCUACCAAUCAUUUGGUGUAGGCAAGAAAGCUUUCCCUUGUUUUGGGUGUAUCUUUAUUUUGUCCCGUUUGCCCAUACGUGCAUCUGGACAAUUCAUCUUGUGUUGUAGGCCAAGGAAGUGUUUUUCUGCUUCUUUCUUCGGUGUAAUUUUUGUGCCUCCCGUUUGCCCAUCUACCUGGUAAUUCGAAGCAAAUAUCGAC
Messenger RNA from Ectocarpus siliculosus, 1400 nucleotides. The record is from the annotation of a GenBank genome assembly. Lineage: Eukaryota; Phaeophyceae; Ectocarpales; Ectocarpaceae.